AGUUCUACGAACCAGAAAAUAUAACCUUAGCAAUUCCACACGGUGGCCAUGGACAUAUUAAUUGUUCGGCAGAGAAACCUGAUGAUGCUCUAUUUGGUAUGACGAAAAUAGGCUCCUGUCAAAACUUUGCCAAUACAGGAAUACAUACAAUCCAAAAAGCCUCGUUCUCAGAUGCAGGAACCUAUGUUUGCAAAUUAAUUGGUGAUGGUGAAGUAAAGACAAAACUUGUUACGGUAAUUGUAACAGGAAACACAAAUUGCACCUUUGAGAAUGGCAUAUGUGACUGGAUACAAGAUACACAAGACAACACAGACUGGAUAUCAAAAUCUCAAAGCACGCCUUCUACUGGUACCGGUCCAAAUAAUGAUCAUACGUUUGGAGAUUCAAGAGGACACUACUUGUAUCUUGAGGCUUCGGGUAAGAGUCAACAUGACACUGCAGUUCUCAGGUCACCCAUGUUAUCCACCGGACCCUAUUGUCUCUCGAUGGCCUACCAUAUGAAUGGAAUCAGUAUGGGGGCACUUAACGUUUAUACAAAGGAGUGCAAAAGCACAGUGCGCCGUAAAAUCUGGUCUGCUGCAGGAAAUCAAGGUGUAAACUGGCUUGAUGCAUGUAUAAAAACACCUGUUCUAUCACAGGACUAUCAAAUGUAUAUAGAGUCAGAAAGAGGCUCUACUUAUGCCAGUGAUAUUGCUAUAGAUGACGUUAAAAUAUUUCCGUAUGCUGGUAAUUGUACCUGUUACAGUAGUAAAACUGUUGUCCGUUCCUGUAACUUUGAAAUAGAUAUUUGCCAAUGGCAUCAAUUAACGACAGAUGAAUUUGACUGGACACGGCAUUCAGGCUCAACUGAUUCUUCAGCAACUGGACCUAAUAACGAUCACACAACGGGUAUGUAG
Messenger RNA from Mytilus californianus (California mussel), 896 nucleotides. RefSeq names its product MAM and LDL-receptor class A domain-containing protein 1-like. Bases 99 to 896 code for a protein of 265 amino acids. The transcript is spliced from 5 exons. Gene Ontology annotation, cellular component: membrane. NCBI's taxonomy places the organism in Eukaryota, Metazoa, Mollusca, Bivalvia, Mytilida, Mytilidae. The record is from RefSeq and is a predicted model, not a curated record.